Molecule: messenger RNA, 825 nt
Organism: Talaromyces proteolyticus
Lineage: Eukaryota; Fungi; Ascomycota; Eurotiomycetes; Eurotiales; Trichocomaceae
Exons: 2
Coding region: 1-825 (274 amino acids)
Molecular function (GO): oxidoreductase activity, acting on the CH-OH group of donors, NAD or NADP as acceptor
Source: RefSeq, a predicted model, not a curated record
AUGUCUCCUCUCUUAAUGAAAGGGGUCGGUCUUGUAACGGGAGCUGCUUCCGGGAUUGGUCAUGCUUGCGCUCGAAUUCUUGUCGAAGAAGGAUGCACAAGGCUUGUGCUAUCCGACCUGAGUGAAGAAGGGCUUGAGAAACUCUCCCAGCAACUGAAAGAGAUAGAACCCAGUGUGGAGACUCUCUUAUUCUCAGGUGACAUGUCCAGCGAAGCCGACGUUGAUCGAAUGGUGGAAGAAGGCGCUCUGAAGUUUGGUGCAAUUCAUUAUUGUAUUAAUAGUGCAGGCGUUACCAGCAAACCACGCCUGCGAACCCAUGAGCUGGAAGUCGAGGCAUUUGAUCGCGUCAUUAACAUCAAUCUCCGUGGGCUUUGGUUGUGCGAAAGAGCACAACUCCGCCAAAUGCUCAGACAGCCUGCUACACUAAAGACACGCAACCAUGCUACCUCGAGUCCGCUUCAGCGGGGUGCCAUUGUGAAUAUUAGCAGUAUCUUUGGUCUCACAGCCCAUCCUACCGCUGGAGCGUACCCUGCUUCAAAAGCUGGCGUCUUGGGCUUAACACGAACAGAUGCCGUGGCGUAUGCGACGGAUGGAAUCAGAGUUAAUGCAAUCUGUCCUGGUUUCAUCAAUACGCCUCUAGUCGAACAAGCCAGAGCCAGCGGUGCCGAUUAUUCGAAACUAAUCGGGCUAAUACCAUUCCAGCGUUUUGGGACCUCAGAAGAGCUCGCUGAGGCUGCUGUCUGGCUAGUGAGUGAGCGAGCAAGCUAUAUCAGCGGUGUUGAAUUGCCAGUAGACGGCGGCUGGAUGAGAGCUUGCAAUACGUAA